Messenger RNA from Cyprinodon variegatus (sheepshead minnow), 1857 nucleotides. Its product is annotated as myeloid-associated differentiation marker homolog. Bases 108 to 989 code for a protein of 293 amino acids. Lineage: Eukaryota; Metazoa; Chordata; Actinopteri; Cyprinodontiformes; Cyprinodontidae. The transcript has a single exon. The record is from RefSeq and is a predicted model, not a curated record. Gene Ontology annotation, cellular component: membrane.
AAACACACCUUUUUUGGCUUAUUUUUUACAGCUUACCCUGUUUAGGGCUGGUGGUAAAAAUCUAAGAGGGUCGGUCCAAACAGGAGAAACAUUCAGCGAAUUUCAUCAUGCCAGUUGUCCUGAAGACCAGCGCUCUGCUUUGGACACGGUUGGCUGCCCUGGCCUUCUUAUGCGUGGCCUUCUCUAUAGCUAUUCAUGGGGGGAAACUCCCGCAUGGCACUGGGGAUUUUUGCAUCUUCUGCUGGGGCCUUAGUUUCAGCGGGACUCUUCUUGUCAUCCUGGUGGAGCUAUUUGGCCUGCAGACCAGAGCUCCUGUCUCCUGGAAGAACUUCCCCAUCACCUUUGCGUGUUAUGCUACUCUGCUCUGCCUGUUGGCCUCCAUCAUCUUUCCUCUUUACUUCCUGAAGGGGUCCAUUGGUCAAAGUGAUGUCCACGACUUCCGCCUUUUGUCCACCAUUUUCUCCUGCCUAGCCACCGUUGCCUAUUUAGGCGAGGUAAUUCUCACCAAGGCUCGUCCCGGUGAGGUUUCGGGCUACAUGGCUACCACUCCUGGUCUGCUGAAAGCAUUGGAGACUUUUGUGGCCUGCAUCAUCUUUGUCUUCAUCAGUGAACCUGUGUUGUAUGAUCAUCACUAUACGGGCAAGUACUGCAUGUCUGUGUAUUGCAUCUGCUUCAUAGUGUCUGCGGUCAUCAUCCUGCUCUGCAUCAGUGGCCGCACCGGCUGCCUCCCCUUCCCGUUUACUCGUUUCCUCUACACUUACGCCAUGCUGGCUGUCGUCCUUUAUCUGUCAGUGACAGUCAUCUGGCCAGUCUUCCACUUUGACCCCAGGCACGGCGGUCAGAAACAGAGGCCACACAACUGCACCUCCACAAUGGGCUUGUGCAGUUGGGAUAAGGCCAUGGCGGUGGCCGUGCUGACCGGGGUCAACUUUAUCCUCUACCUGGCUGAUCUAAUCUACACCAACCGCCUGAUGUUCGUAAGCACCUGAUUGUAGCAAAUGGUAAUGGGCUGCCAAUUAACAACUGAAUUUAGUCACACAAUUCAUGGCUGUAAAACUGCUGUCAAAGAUCCUGCUGCAAGAGAGUGUUUCUGUACUACACAGUAAAUAUAUUAGCUCUGAUAUUAGCAAAGAUAACUGACCUAAAUUAUUUUUGAGUUUUGAGAUGAACUUAGUGGUGUGUUUUUCUUUCGUUCAUGGGUCUAUUUGGUCUCCCAGUAAUAUUUCCUCCUUAGAGAACUGUAAUAAUUCAUGAUGGCAGCAGCCUUCAUACUCAGCCCCCAGUAACCAAAUUAAUUCCAGGGAUUCCCACCAUCAACAGUGGGAGGAACAAAGGCAAAGUCAUCAGUCAUACAACGGCUCACUCCAAAUGAAAGAAGCCUGAACCAGCAGAUAUGCUGUUUUCAUCACAGUAAAGAAAAUAAAUGCAAAAUCAAACAUGAUGCUUAACAGAGAAGGUGGAGAAUCAAAGAAGAUAUUCAGAUGAAAUAAGAAUCAGUUUGUUUCCUUUUAAAGGAAAAAUCGGCUCAGAGAUUUCUUCUUUGCCUUUGUGGUUUUUGAUCUCUGUCCAAACAUCAUGGACACAGUCAUGCAGACUUGGAGUGAGUCAUAAAUACCAGGAUUUUUUUCUUCAGGGUGUUUUUCCUCUUCAUGAACAUUCGAUUUCAACAAAUCUGUGUCCUCUGACCUUCACACACUGACUGCUGUCAGGGGGAAAAUGUUUGGCUUCCUUUUUCAACAAAAUCCUUUUGGUUUUACAAAGCAGACUAUGGAUAUUUUAACUUCAGUCAACAAAUAAAAAAAAUCACAUUCUGUUAAUGUAGGUUAAAGAAAAAGUCUGGUCGUAUUCAGAAUUCAA